Molecule: messenger RNA, 1835 nt
Organism: Achroia grisella
Lineage: Eukaryota; Metazoa; Arthropoda; Insecta; Lepidoptera; Pyralidae
Product: nonsense-mediated mRNA decay factor SMG9
Exons: 8
Coding region: 234-1667 (477 amino acids)
Biological process (GO): nuclear-transcribed mRNA catabolic process, nonsense-mediated decay
Source: RefSeq, a predicted model, not a curated record
UCAUCAAAAUUAUUUUCAUUUAUAUACAUUUUAUUGACGUGUCAGACAAGAAUGUGUUAUUCAAUUUAAAAAUUAAUAUUUCUAAUUUCCAAUUAAUUAAUUUGUUUAUAUCUUACUUGUAUAAAUACUCUGUUGUGAUCUCCCCCAACAACAUAAAUGUAAAGUAUAUUUGGUAGAAACAAGACUAACAAUGUGCAAAUGUUUAUUUGUUUAUAAAUCAAUGCAAAUACGGUAUGGCUGAUAAAAAGAAGAAAAUGUUCCCAUCCAAAGAGUCUACAAUACCAAGGAGGCCGGUUAUUUUGAAAUCAGACCGUGAUACUACAAAGGAGCAAGCUAAAGAAAAACCUGAAAAAGAGAAACAACCAACUAUUAUUCUUAAAACUAGGGAGCAGAGUGUGAUCAAAGAUGAUCGACCAGUGAGCCCUAAAAAUGUUGCAAGCUCAACAUCAGAUGAGCCCCAUUUUAGUAAAAUUGUUCAGAAUGAGCAUAAAGAUAAAAAACAUGGAGAACAAAAGAUAAGUCCACCUCUGAAGCAAAUGACGGAGCCCAUAAAACUAUUGGAUGAAAAUAUGGAAUUCAACAGUGCAGCUUUGGAGUUCUUGCAUGACUCGAGUACUAAUUAUCUUGUUGUUGGAAUAAUAGGAACGCAAGGAGUAGGAAAGUCAACAAUACUGAACCUUAUUGCUCAGAGUACACAGUCCCAAAACGUAUGCAUACAGAAGUUCCACGCACUAGCUGUGUCCAAUCAGGACACCUACCAGAGUAAUGUCACAUCAUUAGAAGGUCAAGUGAGAGACCUGGACUUGAGUGUGCAUAAUGAUGUACAGAAAACUGAUAAUUGCUUUAAGUUCAAAAUGCAGGAUAUUGAACACAUUGAACGGGGUGUACAUUGUACAAAAGGCAUAGAUAUGUACAUAACUAAUGAUCGAGUCAUACUCCUGGAUUGCCAAGCUCUAUGGUCACCGUCACUCAUAGAAGAGAACACCAAUCCAGUAACCUCGAGAAGUGCCAAUGUGGUCAUAGUUGACUGUCUUCAGAUAGCAUCCUACCUGAUGGCCAUUUGCCAUGUACUGAUCGCUGUACAGGAUUGGUUCACAGAUUAUAACUUUAUAAGGUAUAUCCAAGCUGCUGAAAUGCUGAAACCAUCUCUCUCAGCAUCCAAUACUGUGAGCAGCCAAGAAGGUUCAGAAUCUACCGCAGAUGGUGAAUGCCAUCCACAUUUAUUAUUACUUCAUAACCGCUGCCAAUUGGAAGAUUUCACCAAUGAGGCUCUGAAGACCAUGCAGGAUGUAUACAGGCAAGCAUUCCAGAGGUCUAACUUACAACUCAACUCGGGUAUGUAUAUGUAUAGCGACACCAACAGCCAUGGUCUGGAUGUGGAUAAUGUGUGCAAGGGGUACAGCGUCGAUACCUGUGGUACACCAAUUAACCUGUUCCUAUUGCCGGAGCUGUAUGCGGACUAUGAUAAUAUAGACAUAUAUCGAGGACACCCGCCAUUCGAACAAUUGGCGAAACGACUUCGCUGGAUGAUAUUAGGAGUCAAUAGACACCAAAUAACUAAUGUUCCCAACCUCUCCGAAAGGGGAUGGUUCCAUUACUGCAACAAAGCAUGGGAAACCAUAAGAAAGUGCACCUUUUUCAUGGAAUACGAACGGUUCCUGCCUUGAAAACAUUAACACUAUCUCGGAGAAGGAUUAUUGAUAUUAGACAACAGAUACGGCACAGGUGCCUGACACCUGCAUCUUAUCACGAGAGAUAAAGCCGUUUGAAAGCAAUGAUUUUAUUAAAACAAAAUUGUACAUUGGCAAUUGGACCCAAUAAACAUUUAAUAAUUA